AUGUUUGAUCCUGUCUUCUCUGAUCCUCCCCUUCCUCUACUGUCCCCAAUCCAUCUACUGAUAGAAAAAAGCCUUGGGGCAAGCUGCACAUGCUCAGUUUGGUUUUUUUUUUUCUUGGGAGAGUGCAUGUGAUUAGCACAGGGCCAAUCAGCACUGUCCAGACAGAGGUCAGGGGAUUUCCAUCCUCCUAGAGCAGAAAAUAAAAUCCUCCUACAAGCUUUAGCUAGUGGUGCGCUGGACACAGAUAGAAGUCACAAGACUGCUCUAACUGCUGAUGAGAAAAGGUAUUUAGCAGUUUUAUAUUUACUAA
Staurois parvus is the source of this 310-nucleotide messenger RNA. The record is from the annotation of a GenBank genome assembly. NCBI's taxonomy places the organism in Eukaryota, Metazoa, Chordata, Amphibia, Anura, Ranidae.